Messenger RNA from Wyeomyia smithii (pitcher-plant mosquito), 3258 nucleotides. RefSeq names its product protein tweety-2-like. Gene Ontology annotation, molecular function: volume-sensitive chloride channel activity; intracellularly calcium-gated chloride channel activity. Bases 1560 to 3215 code for a protein of 551 amino acids. NCBI's taxonomy places the organism in Eukaryota, Metazoa, Arthropoda, Insecta, Diptera, Culicidae. Gene Ontology annotation, cellular component: plasma membrane. The record is from RefSeq and is a predicted model, not a curated record. The transcript is spliced from 7 exons.
AGAAUACAAGAAACAAUCGAUCGCACAGCGCGGAGUUAGUUCUAUCGGUGUCGUGGUCCCAUUCGGUUCGGUUUUUUGGGGUCCGUCGAUGGAUUUUCACGCUGUGUGCCAGUGAGGAGACGAUUUGUUGUUGUUAGUAAUUUCCAAUCGGAAGCUAAACAUAAAAAUCCUAUUGGACUUCAAGCAGGCCUCGUUUUUUCCGUGGUGACCAACUUUGCUAGCAGUGGAUAUGCUGAUUCUGGCUGUGGUUGUGUGAGUGUCUAACAGCAUAAAACGGACACAGAUUGAAGUUUUGCUCUCUUGUUUGGAUUUUAUUCAUGCUUGUUUUCUCUGAAAUACAAGUGCAGGAUUGCCAGAAGAAGUAAAUAUAAACAGUAGCUAAAUUCAAGUGUAGUUAGAAGACAAGCAUCAGUUGCUGGCAACAUUAAACUCGCUCUCGCAAUUUUCUUCGGAUCGCGCUCUCUUGCUCUACGCAUGAGAGCAUAGACUGCAAAUCGAAAUGAAGAAAGAAGCUCAGCAGUCCAGCAGCAGCAGCCUAGAGCAGAUUGGAAGUUGAACUCGUCAGAGUGAAACGUGAGUGCGCGGAGUGCGACCCGUGCCGUGGUGACUGCGUCAUAAUUCUGUGACCACUUGGAGUUGGCAAAUCUGUAGAAGCUUGAAGUCUCCCCAGGCGGCCACGCUAGAGCAUCCCAGUAGUGAAGGAAAGUGUGACAGAUCGCAUUGAAAAUGUCUGUGUUCGACUCGAUAGAAAGCGGUUCCGAGCAGUGGUGAAAAUUUUGCGAAUCAAAACGCUAAGAAAAUUAAUCUUGUCGGCAGGCAGAAAAGAAAAAUCGAGGGUGCCGCUGCACCAUUAUUCUAGUGAGCAGCAGCAGGGUGUGUGUUUUGAUUUUUUUUUUGCGAGGAUUUAAGGAGCCAACGUUGGUCAGUUCAGUGGUGGCCACGAUAAACCACGAGUGUAUUCAAGUUUUGAGAAAGAUGCUUUGAGCUUCAGUCGAUUUGGAGUUAAUAAGGUCCUUAGCAUUGUGGGGUGUGUGCGUGUGUAUUGAUUAAAGGGCCACUAUUCUCGAGAAUUGGCCCCUGUGACAAGGAGCUUCUUAACCCCUGGCAGUGUAUGAUGUUGCUCUCCUGCUCGGGUGGAAAUCGCGAGUGAAGUGCGUGUGCCAAGGAUUGAACCGAAACGGAGUGAAAAUUAUCCUCUGCCACAUGGGAGUAGGAAGUGAAGAAAGUAAAGUGUUCCAAGCGUCUCCGGUGGUGUCUGGUGAAAAAUCAAUGUGUAAAAUUGUGUACUCUUCUCCGGCGGCGGCAGGGCAUGGCCAGUGUUGAGUAUUUGCAUGUGUAGAAAAAUUGUCCCGAAAAAGGUCCGAAGUUUGGGGAGAAGCAUCCAUGUUGUGACAGCGGUCCUGUGAACUGUGAAGGAAGAAAAGUGAGCGACCGGACCGAGUGUCACAGCAUCCCCAAAGCCGGAAGUACACCGAACCGCUUGUUGGCCUGUCAAAUCCGGUCAUUUUUUCGUUUUCGGAUCCGAUCCGGCGCAAGUGAGCUAGCUUAUAGCUGCCAUCAUGGAGCAACCAACACCUUCAUUCCUGGUCGAGCUGCUGCACUCGGUGCCGCAUAUCAACAUCACCCUGCACCGGGUAAAUGACACCUUCAACCCCAACAGCACCAUCUAUGUUGAGAGCCUCGGUAUAUUGGCAUCGAUCCCGGCCGCCCUGUUGAUCAUCUCGCUGGUGUUUCUGCUGCUCUAUCUGCUGACGCGAUGCUGCGAUCGGAAACCUCGGAAGCCCAAAUCGCACGGGUGCCAAAAGUGUACGCUGAUCUUCUUCGCCAUUGUUUGCUGUGCCGCCAUCGGACUUGGCCUGUACGGGAACGAUGACCUGCACAACGGCGUGCUGCAGAUUUUCGGUUCCGGCCGGAAAAUCGAACAGUUGAUACUGAACGUGAGAAACCAGACCGAGAUGGUGAAGCAGAAUCUCAAAUCGAAGGUUGUCCUGUCGGAGCUGGAGGCCAAGUUCGAGCAGCCACCGCAGCUGUACAAUCAAACCGCACAGUAUCUGCUGCAGGACACGGUCAAGAUGGUGAAGGACAACACGACACUGGCCAUCAACGCACUGGAAACCGUGGUCUACCUGACGAGGCCUUCUUACUCGGACAUGACACUGAAGAGUCUGCUGGAUACAUACGAAUUCUACGAAGAACUACGAUGGCCGGUUACUCUGGGAUUCCUGACCUUCCUGCUAUUGCUGUGCAUCAUUCUGGUGAUCGGAGCGACGCGGAGUUCGCGCUGUGCACUGAUCUUUUUCAGUGUCUGUGGCCUGCUGGCGGUCACCGUGUGCUGGCUUCUUUCCGGUAUUUAUCUGGCCAGUGCCGUAGCACUGGGUGAUUUCUGCAUGAAGCCGAACGAUUUUAUCUGCAGCCAGCAGAAACUGAAGGACGUCCAGUACACUUACUGCAGCUCGGUCGGCACAAAUCGGUACGUGCUCCGGUUGAAUGAAUCGAAAGACUACGUGGACCGGGCUAAGGAAUCCCUUGAGACGGUCACCCGUAUCGCGAUGGAUUUGUACCCGCGGUUCGAGAUGAGUUCGAAGAUAAACCGGCUGAACGGGGAACUGGACGACAGCAAGCGACAGUUGAUUGCACUGUCUGCGAUGGCCGACCGACGCACCGUGAUGGAACACUACGCCAAUGCAACACGAGGUCUCUGCGAGGGUGGUCUGCUGGGAUUGACGCUGAUGCUGCUGGCCAGUCUAGUGUCGGCAGCCAUUCUCAGCCUACUGGUGUGCGUCGAUUCGCACACUUGGAUCUAUCUGACGAAGAAACGACCUUACGAGGACAAAUCGGAAACGACACCACUGUUUCCGACCAGUACGGCGACGGCUUCCCCGUCGGCUCCGAUUACGUCCGGCACGAUGACAGUCAACCGGACGCUGCUGCAUGCACAGGCCGCCACGACCAAUGGGUCCACCACCGGUGGACUGAUUCCGAGCAGCGGCCGCAACGGGACGACGCACGGAUUGCGCGGGUUGGCAUCCUACAGUGGCGAUGAGUCACCGCCACCAGAUUAUAAUGUUGUGGUGCAUGAUAACAGAGCAUCCGGACAUCACACUUUAGGCCGGCUACCUUCGCAACAGCAGAACAACCUGAGCGGACCGAAUAACGGCAAAUACGCGACGCUUAGUAAACAGUGUAAAACGCUCGAAUCGAGCGAUUUCUACUGAGAAUCGCCUGCCUGCAAUCAGUCUGCAGGCAGUAACAAGUUAG